Molecule: messenger RNA, 882 nt
Organism: Chaetura pelagica (chimney swift)
Lineage: Eukaryota; Metazoa; Chordata; Aves; Apodiformes; Apodidae
Gene: AAGAB
Product: alpha- and gamma-adaptin binding protein
Exons: 9
Coding region: 249-866 (205 amino acids)
Source: RefSeq, a predicted model, not a curated record
CAGGGAAAGAUGACCUUACUGUGGGUGCAACUACAAGUGGAAGAGUGAAUUUUUACCCCUGGACAAUAGACAAUAAAUACUAUUCUGCAGAUAUUCACCUCUGUGUGGUACCAGACACCUUUCUUGUCACUGAAGAGGUUGCUGAAUCUGUGCAAGCAUUUGUUGUGUACUUCGACAGCACCACAAAGUCUGGAUUGGAUAGUGUCUCCAAAUGGCUUCCCCUGACAGAGGAGUGGUUACCAGAAGUCAUGAUCCUGGUUUGUAACAGAGUAUCUGAAGAUGGUGUUAACAGACAGAAAGCUCAAGAAUGGUGCAUCAAGCAUGGCUUUGAACUGGUGGAACUUAACCCUGAGGAACUGCCUGAUGAAGAUGAUGACUUCCCAGAGUCCACUGGAGUGAAACGAAUUGUCCAAGCCCUGAAUGCCAACGUGUGGUCCAAUGUAGUCAUGAAGAGUGACAGGACCCAGGGCUUUGGUCUUCUCAGUACAUUAGCAGGUGCCAACUGUAGCAUUGGGUCAGAAGAGAGCCAAGACACAGAAUCCAAUCCAGCAGCAGCAGACAGUGAAGAAUCCCACUCAGACAGCAGAGAAGGUGGAGCUAGCACAGAAAACCAGCAGGUGGACAACACUGCAGACCCUGUUUUGGACAUGGACAUCCAGGAGUUGGCCAACCUCACUACCAGAGACAGCGACCUGGAGAGCUUCGAACGGCUCUUCUCAAAGCUGAAGGAAAUGAAAGAUAAAGCUGCAAUGUUGCCUCAUGAACAAAGAAAACUGCACGCAGAAAAGGUGGCCAAAGCAUUCUGGAUGGCAAUUGGGGGAGACAGGGAUGAAAUUGAAGGCCUCUCCUCUGAUGAAGAAAACUAAGUUCUCAUGUUGCUGA